AUGAUUUUAACCUCUGAACAAAGAGCUGUUGUAGAGGGCGAGACUAAAGGAUCAAUAACCAACAACAGAUGGCCAAAUGGUGUUAUGGUUUACCAGAUCGAAAGUUCUCUAUGUAAGUAUUAGCUGGUGGGCAUCUUUUUGCAUUUAAGAACGAUAGUGACAUUUCCAAGUGUUUUAAAUGUGCAGUUGUUCAAAGUGAAUCCGCAAUGAUGAAUUGCCCGCCGAUUACUAAUGAUUUCUAGUGUCUUGCAAUUAAGCGUUCUCAAUAUCCCCCGUAGCAUUUGGUAACAUGUGUUUUCACUGAAUCGCUCGUGAUAUGGUAAAUCAAAGAAAACGAAGGGCUCUGGAAACGAGAAGUCUAAGGUCUAUGACGUAUUUCCAUUUCCGGUACUUGAGCCAAACCAAAAAAAUUCGAGUUUCUUUCUGCAGAAUGUUCUUGCCCAGGCUUCUGGCGGAUUUAAAGUUAAGGAUGCGUUCUCCUGACAUCGAACGCAACCAUUAUAAUGUGAACGAUUAACUAAUUAACUGACAGAGUAAAUGCUGAAGAAGAUAUGCACAAAUGAAAAAAAACCAAGGAAAUUGAAGCAGACUGCAGUCGAUCUUUUCAAAGGUUAUCUCUGUCAUUUGUAACUAAACAAAUGAUGCUUUAGGAACAACGCAAUUUGUCAUGAAGCUCUGAGUUCUUCACUAUCGUGUCGUGCACAGUAAUUUUCAAGGAGUUACAAUAACUCCUCUAGUGGGGCUAAUUUAACUUCUUACAGUGGAUUUAUUUUUUGAGGAGUUAUUUUAACUCCAAAGAGGAUUUUAAAGAACUCUUUUUCAGGAGUAAAAGUGACCCCAGAUAUUGAGGAGUUAAAAUAACCCCAAAACAGGAGUUAUCCUGUACCUAAAAUUUUUACUCCACUUUCAGAUUUAAAUUAACUCCAAAAAGAGUAAAAACAACCUAUGUAAGGAGUAAAAGUAACCCCAUUUCGGAGUUACUUUAAUGCCAGACUGGGAGUAAAAAUAACUCUUUUUCAGGAGUAAAAAUUGGCCCCAAAUUCGGAGUUAAAUUAGGAGUUAAAUUAAUCCGAAAAAGGGGGUUAUCCUGUACCUAAAAUGUUUACUCCGUUUUUGGAGUUAUAAUAACUUCCUAAAAAUUACGGUGUACAUUAUAGAAUAACACGUGAACUAUAUACCGUGGUCCACAGCUGAGAAAAAACAAGCCAUUUAGGUCUUUUUCUUUACAGCUCAGUUAAAUUCUAGUAGUUUAAUUCUUGUAAAUUUUUGUACAUUUAGCAUCAUCAAGUCGGGCGAUGGCAGCCAUUAAUGCAGGCAUGGCGGAGUGGACCCAGCAGACUUGUAUUAAGUUUAAAAAGAGAACCAAUGAAGCAGCCUAUGUGUCCUUUUUUAAGGGCUCGGGGUAAGUGUUAUUAAUAGAGAGAUUUAAGAGACGGCUUAGUGGUGAGGUGAGUGGUUAGACCGCUAGGGUUGACACAACAAGGAAAUUGGGUGAUAAAAUUGUCCAAAAUAAUUAUUUAGGUUAAACUUAACCUGAACUAUACUAAAUAUUUUGUGCUGAUAUACUGAACAGUACACUACAAGAAAAGGGAAACUUGGUUACGAGGUAAAAUUUGCCUUAAUCUUGAUAUGAAAGUUCCCUAUGACCCCUAUGUAUGCAUCAGUCACAUGUAUGGAAAAGAAGAACAUCAGGUUGUAACUAGUGUUCAGAAUAUGAGGCAUAAAACACAAACAAUUAAAAAGUUUUAAAAUAUAUUUGUAAAAUAUCUUUCUGUAUUUCAGCUGCUGGUCUUACGUUGGAAGAACUGGACGAAAACAACAAUUAUCGCUUGCCAGUGGUUGCUGGAAUAGAGGGAUAGUUGCUCACGAGAUUGGUGAGAUUAGAUGUGAAUUGACGUAUUUUUUUAUUUCAUCAAAUCUUUGUGGAUCUGGGAUUUGAACAAAAUUUAGUAGUAAUGAUUCUAGUACUUCUAUGAUCAUGUAUGAUCAAUCUAUUUAUUUGAAGAACUUCUUUUCAUAUUAUUAAAUUAUUAAACUAUUCAAAACAGACUAGCUUUACAAGACACUUUUAAUUUUUAUGUCAAUUUGUUUUACCUCAAACUUCUGUAUUUACAACUAUAAAAACAAUUACAAAAUAGGACUCAUGAAUGGUGUCGUCACGGCGUAGUGUCUUAGCUAUAAUAGCACUAUGACAAAGGCAGAAGUUUCACUGAAAUGAAACAUUGACCUUAAAUUGCUUAAAGUGGCAUUCCUCGACUGUGCGGUCAAUGAAAACUGCUGAAGUGAUGAUUUAGGGAGGGGUAUUUGCCCUCUUCUUUGUUCCCACCUCGGGUCAUUUGGCAGCUUAUGUGUCUCAGAGCCCGGGAAUUUGUCAUUCAAAGCCAAAACAUUAAAUGCUAAUGCCCGGAGGUUAGGCCAUGAGGCAUGGGCGCAGCUGGAGUUGACUGAUGCAUAAUUAUGAACUAAGGUCUCUUGUCUUAUGGUUGUGCGCAUGCGUAAGGUACUAGCCAUACCGCUGAGUUGGUACGUAUCCCUCAGUGCAUAAUUUGGACUAGGUUGUCUCUUGUCUUAAACAGGUAAAAUAAGUAAUGUUUGCAUUAAUUAAACAGGGGGGCCUUUAUGUCCCUCGACCAAUUAAUCCCCCCCCCCCUCGAGGGAGUUAAUGAAUCCUGUGCAGUUUCAAAUGCAUUAUGCCACUUAAAUGAGUUUGGAGGUCUUUACUUAAACGUCCCUAAAGUGCCCCCCCCCCCUCCAACGGGAGUUAAUGUACCCUGUAGCAUGUCCAGUUUCAAAUGCGUUAUUAAUGAUUCCUGUAGCGAGUCGAGUACAUAUAUCAAAGAAGCUAAGUAAGUGAUUAUUUUUUUUUCGCAGGGCAUGCGUUGGGAAUGUUUCACGAGCAGUCCAGACCGGACAGGGAUAGCUAUGUCACUAUCAAAUAUGAAAAUAUCAUAGAAUGUGAGUAAAUUACUACUACUACUACUACUACUACUACUACUACUACUACUACUACCACUACCACUACCACUACCACUACCACUACCACUACCACUACCACUACCACUACCACUACCACUACCACUACCACUACCACUACCACUUCCACUACCACUACCACUACCACUACCACUACCACUACCACUACCACUACCACUACCACUACCUCUACCACUAGCACUAGCACUAGCACUAGCACUACCACUACCACUACCACUACCACUAUACCACUACCACUACUACUACUACUUACUACUGCUGUAAUGAUAAUGAUAAUGAUAAUGAUAUUAAUAAUGAUAAUGACGAUGGAUAAACAUUAUUUAGCGAAGAAAUUUUGUCUUUACAUUUUUUCUAUAUGGCAUCGUAAACACCUAGAGUGUAAACACUGAAAAGCACAGAAACCAGAAAGCUCUGUCAUCCAUUUACAGUCUGAUAACGAAGUACUUUUCUUAAAAAUAUGUCUUAUGUAUUUUUCACGACAGCUGCAAAAAGCAAUUUUAGGAAACUGGGUUCCAAUGUAAUCAACUCUUUGGGAACACCUUACGAUUAUGCAUCCGUGAUGCAUUAUGGAGAGAAAUACUUUUCUAAGAAUGGCAAGCCCACCAUAGUGACAAAGAAAGCUGGGGUAAGUUUAUUGAAAUAAAAGGAAAAUUUUUAAAACUAUUUCACUUGGUUUAAUUGAAGUCCUCAGUUUAGUUUAGAUAUCCAGGAUUCAGUUUUUAUACUUCGUUCGCCCUUUUCUUUCUUUUUUUUUUUCUUUUUUUUUUCGUUCGCCCUUUUUGCUUCUCACCGGUGAUGAAAGAGAAUACCUCUGGCAUUCAAGGGUAAGAAAAAAUUACUCUGUCGUCGAAAUAUUUCAAAGACACCAAGUUUGCCUGGCUGCCCAAUGUAAUCUUUUACUGAGUUUGAGAACAAAGCACAGUUUACAGGGUUAAGGGGCAAAAUAACUUCUUACCAUCAGUUUUGUGGAGAAACAAAGUAACGAUGAAUUGGUUUCAGAGUAAUCCUUCAUAGUUAGAUAGCCCACGUUCGAUAUAUAGAAAUUCUAACAUGAGUCCGAGGCUUUCUGAUCAUAUUUUUAUAUUACUCCCCGGGGCUAAGAAUCGGCUAGAUUGUCAGUCGUUUUCCUUGGAUCCCUUUCUAAUUUCUAUUAUCGGCAAUUCUAAAGGAAGGGCUAAUUAUUAUCCGAGGCAAAAUUCCACGAUCUUUGACGCCGUUGAGAAUAUCACCGAUCCUUUUUUCUUUAGGUUUCUAUCGGAAAUCGUAAAGGAAUCAGCCCAAUUGAUGCCGAACAAAUGAGGCGGAUGUAUAAAUGCUCCACAGGGCCUGGUAAGAUUGCAUUUUUCAAUUUUGAGGGGGACUGCAAAUAACUUCUAGCACUAACUGAAGAGUCUCCUCUUUUUAUAGUCAAACCAGUCUACUCUGUUUUAUUAGGCGACCACUUCAAUUCUGUAGGUAAGAGUGAAGUGGACGCGGCUUAGGAAAACAAAAGCAAAGCACAAGCACUACUUAUUAAUAAUAACAACUCUCACCAUGAACACGUCUGUAAUUUAUGUACAUUUCAGCAACUCCAUCCCCACCAACCCCACCACCGACGACUGGAGGUCCACUUCCUCCUCAAGGUAAGAUUAGUGUAACAAUUAAUUUAUGGUAUUGAAAAUUCUAUUCUGCAAUUGUUUUCUUUUAACAUUUGCUAACAUAUGUCUAAACACACAGUAUUAGUGCAAUUUAAUUAGAUUAACCAUAAAGCACAAAUGGUGCAAUUUUGGAUUGUAGUAACCAACUUCCCGCCCGCUGGAAAACCAGCUGUGAAGUCGCCGAGGAGCGCAAAAUCUUGAAAAUGACAGUUUUAGGAAUACCUCAAAUUCUUCAACAAAGGGAAAAAAUUCGAAGGAUCCGUUCUUCUUCGUCGAUCGCAAUGUUGUACUCCUGAAUAGUUAAGGCCAAAUAAAAUGAAAAAUGUCCACGCCCGCUUCAUUUCUAGGGCCGCCUCUUUAUAUUUAUUAUUUGUUCUGGCAAAAAAGUUGAAAUGAACAAAAACCUACUUGCGUUACUAUCAACGCCAAUUAUUGUAUACUUCACGUAACAGACCUUACAUUUUCACUUUAAACAAAGCAUCUAAAUUUCAUAGUUUCAGUUCUCAGAUUUUGCUUCAGUCGCAGAAACAGAUUAUACCCUGAGUUCCGCCGCUUCGCUUUUUUUUUCACUCAUCAGCAUUCUUUGGUUGGUUUUUGCAGGAUGCUCUUUUGACAGUGGAUUGUGUCCCGGUAUGUCUCAGUCUACCGCUGAUAAGUUUGACUGGAGGCUCAGAAGUGGCACCACGCCUUCUAGUGGAACCGGUCCCUCUUCUGGGAAUGGCGGGAAAGGUAAGUUAACCAACUUGAAGUUACAUCUCAGCGCGUCUUCUGAUUUUCUACAGUAGCGCUCGUUUUCUCUAUGAUUUAAAUUACUAUGAUUAUGCUUUGCUCGAAAUAAAUGUGCGGAAAAUUUUGUAAAAUUUGAACUCUCCUAUCUUUACUUUACCAUGGUCGAUUUGUAUUUAUUUGUACAAAGAACAGAGAAAGGAGAACGGAGAAACUUUAUUAAGGACGGAGGAGCUGUGUAAAUAGAUAACUAAUUUUACAAGAGUGGACUUUCUCUUGAUAUUAUUCUGCAAGACUUUCUUUGACGCACCUUUCGUGCACGCAAUCCCAUACAUAUUUGACCACUGUUUUCACGCCUUUUCAGUUCUAUCCUUUUCAUGCUUUUCAACUUUAAAAAAGCGGUGUUCGGAGCCAUAGAAUAAAGAUGAAUAUUUGAAGAUUUGUAUGUCUGUAGAUGGUUAACCAAAUCGUCGUGUUCUCUAUGCAUCAUUCAUAAUUUUAUUGUUAUUUUUUCGUUGUACUGCAGGGUCCUACAUCUACUUCGAAACCUCUUCUCCCGCUGUAUCACGUGACAACGCUAAGCUUUUACUCACUGUUCCCGGGGGAGCUGCUUGUCUCGUUUUCUAUUAUCAUAUGUUUGGAUCAGGAAUUGCAGGGUCCUACAUCUACUUCGAAACCUCUUCUCCCGCUGUAUCACGUGACAACGCUAAGCUUUUACUCACUGUUCCCGGGGGAGCUGCUUGUCUCGUUUUCUAUUAUCAUAUGUUUGGAUCAGGAAUGGGUACGCUGAAUGUUUUCGAUGGAAGCACCAACAUUUUUACCAAGACUGGUAACAAAGGGAAUGCCUGGCAUAAAGCUGAAGUAACUGUCAACUCGAAAAAAGUGAGUGCAUUUUUGUCUUGACGGUUGAACGAACUUAACUGUGACUGGUGCGCCCGAAUUUCACUCUGAUCAGUACUUACUUAUUACCUGUUAACUUUGAGCCAGGGGUGGGGCUCUUUCUCUUAUUUGGUUUGCAAAGCCUUAAGUUUCGAUACUUAACGUCUUGAACAAGGUGUGAUUCGGCCCCGGAAUCCUUUAAAAGAGUGUGAAGAUCUGCGAUGAGCAUUUUAAUCAUUAAAUUUUAAAUUUAUUUCGCACAAAUCUAAUUUUCUUUGUCUUGCUUAAGAAAGAAUUUAGGUCACAUCAAAUUCUACUUUCUAUGUCAAUUUAAAUCUUUUAAUUUGUUUUGUUGAUUUGUGUUGGAUUUAGCUAACUUUUGAGGGAAUCAAAGGAACGUCCUGGCGAUCAGAUAUUGCAAUUGACGAUGUUUCCGUAAAACCCGGAAGCUGUGGAGGAGGGCCAUUACCACCGACACCACCACCCCCAAGCACUCCACCUCCACCCUCCCCAGGACCAGGUUUGUACCUAAACGUUAUGCUAAUAAAAAGAAAAAUCUGUCUUUGAAAAUAGUGGAUAAUUGAGGA
This is a messenger RNA of Porites evermanni, 6823 nucleotides long. NCBI's taxonomy places the organism in Eukaryota, Metazoa, Cnidaria, Anthozoa, Scleractinia, Poritidae. The record is from the annotation of a GenBank genome assembly.